Messenger RNA from Microsporum canis CBS 113480, 1830 nucleotides. RefSeq lists its product as hypothetical. The coding region runs from base 1 to 1830 and encodes 609 amino acids. The record is from RefSeq and is a predicted model, not a curated record. The transcript is spliced from 2 exons. Lineage: Eukaryota; Fungi; Ascomycota; Eurotiomycetes; Onygenales; Arthrodermataceae.
AUGCCUCAACAACCAAAUGAGCACGGGAAAAGCCUAUACGAUUUUGCUCUUGUGUGUAAGCGGUGGUCUGUCGCAUCAAAUGCAAUUCGAUUUCAAAGAAUCCGCCUUACUAUUAAAAGUCAUGCGAAACUGAGUGAAGAUCUGGAUCACUGGAAUAAUGUACUGCAUAGUGCAUCCAGUUUCAGAUCCAUCCGUCGACUCGAGAUUGAAGGCGAGCUUCCUGCUGAGGGGAGUAUGUGGGUCGUGAAUCGUCGAGAACGACCGAAGAAUUGUAUGGUUGACAGAGACGAUGAGCUUGAAAGCAUGCAAUAUACUGAUUACAGAACCCUUUCCGAGCUCCCAGAGGUCACCAUGGAGCUUGAUAAGUACUGGAGGCCCUUGGCUCAUUUUGUGGUUCAACUUCGAGCUCUCCAGGACCUCAUCUUCAACUGCACUAACCAAUUUCCACCAUGUUUGCUGGAUGUAUUACAUCAGAUUAUACCCAACUGCAGACUUCAUCUCCAUAGUUUUGGACUUAGAAACCUUUAUUCUUACAAGGGAUGGCAGCGGGACCUCGACCAAUACGAGUACGCCCUCGCUACGUCCCCAUCUUUGUACUGCAUUACUUUGCUCUAUGAAGGGGGCGAUCCAGACAGACUGAUUAACUAUCAUGAUCUAGCCAUUGCUAGAAUGAGUGAAGGGCUGGCCCCAAACCUUAGACAUAUACGAGUGAUCGUACACUCACUUUCAAAGAUCACGUACAACCGGCGCACUGAACAGCGGCCAAAACGAGACAUUUUCCCCAGUAAUACCCCAAAUCCCGAUAGCUAUGGCGAACUUCAUACCAUAAAAUUCAGUGGCAUUUUAUUUGGAGGGCUUCAACAAUGGAACGAACAUAUUGCCUUCUCAGCACUGAAGGAGCUUAUCCUGGACACUAUGAUGGACCCGUAUAGCUUAAGAGAGGCGAGUACCUACAACUUUCGCUCUCUGAAAACCCUCUUUCUACGCCUGGAUAGCGACAACCUUGAUGAAAACGCAUUCUUAGAUGGAGCGGCGUGUGUCUUUCUUCAAAGUUUGCCUCCAUUAAACGUCCUUAAGUUAACGGGAAACUUUAGCCAUGAGACGUUUAAAGCCAUAAUAGGUCACCACAGGUCACUGCAACGAAUUUGGCUCUCACCCCAGAGGAAAAGCCACCUGGCUAGCUUUGGCUUAGAUUUCACACUAUCGCUUGAUAGAAUUCGAGAGCUGACGUCGCAAUGUUUACAAUUAAGAACAGUAUCGCUUCUCAUACCAAGAACUCUUGGCGAUUCGCAAGAAGUGAACAUAUACCGGGCUCUCGGUUCGCUUCCUAGAUUGAAGGACCUAUCCCUAUACCUUGACUGUUUCUGCCACACGGAACCAUACAUGGGCGCCGCAAUCUCAAAUGACAAACCUGAAAAUUUUGCGGUGAUAAAGAAUAUAUUAAUGAACGCCGCUCUUGAUGAGACACUUGCUCGAGCUAUUUUUCAGGAAGUCUACCAGACUCAAUCUACGCUAGGCGUGCCAGUUUUGCAACGCCUAAGAGUGCAGGCUGUUGGGGUUCGCCUCGGAGAGUCCACCCCCGAGGAUCUACGCAACAUCCUUGAUGUGACCAGUUGUGGCUGGGCAAUUAUCAUGAACCCGACUCACAGAGAUGGUUGUCGUGAGAUCACUGCACAACAACACCGCCCACGACAUAUAACAGGUGCAUUAAACCCAAAGUUUAUAAUAUACCAAAAGGCAUUUCGUAGCGUGUGGCCAGCGAAGUCUGGUACAUGGCAGACCGACUGGCACAGCCUUCCUCUCGCCACGGAUGAAAAUAUGGCGACUUGA